Messenger RNA from Procambarus clarkii (red swamp crayfish), 3409 nucleotides. The record is from RefSeq and is a predicted model, not a curated record. NCBI's taxonomy places the organism in Eukaryota, Metazoa, Arthropoda, Malacostraca, Decapoda, Cambaridae.
UCUAUGUCUUGCCCUGUACGUUGAUUCUAUAGAUUGAUCCCGCCGCGUACUGUGGAUACAUGCCUGUUCUUGCGGUUUUAUCGUUGUUUGUUGACGUAGUUGAACAUGAUGCCAAUAAGCGAGUUUGACAGGAGAGAGAGAGAGGGUGGAGGAGUGCCGCUCUCACAGUCUUCUCCUUCAACUCUUGCCUCUCGUGUCCGCUCCACUCCUUCUCCCGGUCACUAUGUCUCUCACGGGAGUUUCAGACAAUGAUGAAUCCACAAAAUACUUGAGAAAUGGAUGCUCAGGCAUAUGGAAACAUGCCCAUGGAGCUGCUACCAGAGACCUCAGAGAUACAGCAUAUGACCCGUCCUGAAGCUGUUACACAAACUCUUAAUACUGUUUCCCAAGUGCAGGCAGUAGUUCAGAAAGAUUCCGAAGUCCACCUUUCCUUGGAAAUGAAUGAGGAACAGGAGGAUGACGGUGGAGCUGAUGAUGAUGAUAAUGAUGAGAAGCCUCUACAGGUGGUAGAACAUCCAAAGAAAAAAAAUACUAGACGUUGUAGAACAAAGAUAAAGAAAAAAGAAAGAGCAAAGAGGGCUGUUCCUCAUGGUGAUUCACAAGUAGGAAAUGCUUUCACUUUUAUGAGGAAGAGACGACAAGACCUCACACUUGGGGCCAAAGUUAAAGUUCUUGAAAUGCUUGACCUUGAGCCUAAAGUUCCACAGGGAAAGAUUGCUUCCAUGUUUCGUGUAAGUCAAAGUCAGGUUUCAAGAAUAAUGAAGAACAAGGAAGCCAUUAUGUCACAGUGGAACAGGUUUGCUACCCCAGAACGCAAACGUUGCAGACUUGGUAAAGCUGGUUUUCUGGAGCAAAAAUUAGUUGAUUGGUAUAAGGAAGCUGUAGAAGAAGACUUACCCAUAUCUGGGCCUAUUCUCAUGGAAAAAGCUAAAUCUAUAGGUAAUGAGAUGGGAAUAGAAUUUAAACCAUCUGCUGGAUGGCUAGGAAGAUGGAAGGACAGAAAUGGAGUAACUCUUAAAAGAUUUAAAGACAAAGAUGGUGCUCCAUCUGGCAUCAAGAUUGGUAAUCACUGGAGAAGAUACAUGUUUUCAAAGACAACUAAAGAAUAUCCACUUCAAAAUGUUUGGGUUGUUGAUGAAACUCCUUUGGCAUAUAAUGCCUUACCAGAAUAUAUGACACAAGGAACUAACAGUGGCAAUGAUAAGGUAUCUGUUAUAUUGGCAUGCAAUUUAGCUGGCACUGAGCGUAGACCUGCAGUAGUGAUUGGAAGAGCACAGUUGCUUAGCUCCCUCACCCUUCCAACCCCUUUCCACCACCAUCCUAAAGCUGCCAUUACUUUGGAGUUCUUUUCAUCGUGGUUACGUGAGUGGGACCGUGAACUGCGUUCAAAGAGAAGGAAAAUAAUUAUACUUUUGAAUAAGGCAACAUAUCAUCCAGAAAAUCUACAUCUUUUCAACAUAAAUAUAUCAUUAUUUCCACCAGGUACAGCAACUGUGUUACAGCCAUUACGGUUAGGUGUCAUUUAUAUAUUUAAGGCCUUGUAUAGACACCAGCAGGUCAAGCAUAUUAUGGCAAAGACCCACGCUAAUGAACAAAUGAACCAUACUAAUAUGUUCAAUCAAAACAUUUUGUCACCACCUUCAUUGACUCAAUGUGUAUCUACUUUAGAUGCAAUUUUCAUGAUAUACAAAGCUUGGAGGCAUGUUAGUCCUGAAACUAUAGUGAAAGGAGUAGUUAAAGCUGGACUUAGCAAGGAUGUAGAUGCUUUAAAUGUCAAUGACCAAAUUAGCCCUCCACCUGGGAUUAGCCAACAGGACUUUGAUGCUUUUGUAUCUUCUGAUGAAGGAUUGAAUUGUGAUGAGCAUGAGGAAGCACCUACCCAAAAUUUGAGCUCUCACACAGGAAUGGUUACCAAUAUUGUUCAAUAUCCACAUUAUUCAAAUAUGUUUAAUAUUCCAAACAAUAAAAGUCAGCAGCCUAACCAACAGAGUGAUCCCCAAGUAGAAAAUGCUCCUAGUCCACCUAAGGUAUGUGAAGCAGUCAUUGCAUGCCAAGUUCUCAGGCAUUAUUUGCAGCAGCAAGGUGGGAGAUUAUUUGACGAGUUUUCAGAACUGGAAUCUGCUAUUCAUUUGGACAUGAUCCUGGAAAUGAGACCAGACUUCAGAAAUGAUUUUCAGUCUGAUCCUUUACAUGAUUCUGGUUCUGUUCAUAGUUUAGAGGCACAUCAAGUGGCUCACGAACAAAAACUGUACUACAUUCAAAAGGUACAAGAUGAACUUCAACAACAAAAAAUUCAGAGACAAAUAAAGAAGGCAGCAUUAUCUUCAGCUUCAUCCCAAAAUUCACACAGCACUCUUGCCACACCAACACAAGGGGUCAGAACAGAUGUACCUAAUCAACUUUUAGAAAUACAAAGACAUGAUAUACAUGCUCAAGAGAUAGUACGACACGAUAUGGUGAGACAAGAACUUCAGCAGCCUAUGCAUAGGCAAGAACUUGUACGUCAAGAUGCAAGACCAGAAUAUAGACAUGUAAUUCCCCAGGAUAUUCCUCGGCCAGAUGUUUCGGAAUUAAGAGCUUUAAGAAUAUCAAAUUACAGACAUGUUAAUCCAGAUGGUAGAAAUGAAGACAGAAAUGAAAUUAAAAGUGACACAAUGACAAUAACAGCAGAUUUACAUAAUCAUCAUACAACUAAUCACCAUCCAGGGGUUGAACUUCACCACCAGGGAAUUCCACCAGAUAUGAGCCAGAGUUUACGACCGCCAGACGCGAGACUGGAAAACCAUGGAAUACCGUAUUAUACUAUACCAAACACAUUACAUCAUUACAUUCAACCAAAAUAAAACUUCAGACUACCUUAUAAAUUGUUACUUGCAUAUAAAUUUAGUAUAUACCGGGUACUAUAUCUAAAUACAGUGUUUGUGUAUUGUUCUGAUUUUUUUUAAUUUAGUUUUGUUAUUAAAUUCCAAGUACAAAUUGUAUUGCAAAACUCUGCACAAACAAUGCUGUUUAACUUUUAAGGUUACAUUUUUAAAUUGUAUAUUUUUGUAAAUUGUGCCAUGGUUUAUUUUUUACAGAGAAGAACCUGCUGCUGUAAUUUAAUAUUUUUAUGAAAUAAGAUAAUUAUUUUAACUCCCUUUGUUUGUAUAUCGAAAGAGCCUGCUAUUUUAAGCCAAUUAAUAAGUAUUCAGGUAACUUCUUACUAAUUUGAGAGUGACAGAAACAUAUUCUAAGCAGGUUUGAAAUGAAGUAUGUUUUACUGUACUGUACCCUCUCUCUAUACAAGAUUUCAAUUGUGAGCACAUAAAGAUACAGGAAAAUUACUUUGUAUAUAGUUCCAAACAUCUAUCACAUUUGUAUAUCUUUUAUGUACUGUGUAAAAUAUUCCUAUUAUAUUCAGUACUUUAAC